AUGGGAACCUUACGCCAAGAGAGACACUCUCUGUUUUGGAGCUUGUUAAAAUAUAACCAAGUCAUGAAAGAAGUUGUAAACCAGAAUAUGUCCAAUAAUCUAACGGCUCCAUCUUUAUCUUUAAAGGGUUGGUAUUGUUUAUAUCAUUACGAUAAAGAAAUGGUUGAAGAAGAAUGGUAUGAAACUACUAGAAUGGUUGCGAAACAUACUGAAAAAGAAAAUAUAGAAAAAGUUUAUUCGCACACUAAUCCUUUUAUAAGAAAUUUUAUCAGACGAUCUAUUAAAGGAGGAAGAGUUUCGGCAAAUAGAAAAUCAUUUGAAACGAACAAAAUGGAUGAAAUUUGUAAUGUAUUAAAGGAAUAUACAAAACUUGAAAGUAAUAACAUAAUUGAUUUAUUCAAAGAAUACAGCGCAAGCACAAAAGACAAAACGGAGGUUCAUUCGAGACUUAAAAAAAUAAACUGUACUAAACUAAUAGCAUUUGAUGCUAACGGUUUAUACGCUUCAGCAAUGUCGGAUUUAGACAGUGAAUAUCCGAGAGCAGAAAGUGGAAGACCGUUUCUACCAGAAGAAGAAAAAGAAUUUGUAAAACUCUUCAAUAAACAAAAAUUUAGACCUAGAACAGCUAUUUUAACAGUGUGGUUUGACUAUCCCAAAAACAUGUUCUUCCAACCGAUACCAGCUAAAGAUAAAAUCACUUUCACGAAUAAAGAAGGUAAAAAGGAAACGGGUAACAAAAUCAGGUUCAGAAAUGGUUUCUGUCACGACGUUUUAACAUCGGUUGAUAUUCAAGAAAUAGUGAAAGCCGGUGGACGAAUUAUUAGAAUAUUAGAUGACUAUUGCAAAGGUAAAAACGAUUAUGGUGACGGUGGAAUUAUAUUUGGUUUAUAUUUAGCACCAAAAGUCAAAUACAACAUCGUUUUGACUUCUGAUGGUGUUUUAAAAGAAAAGAAAACAUUUAAAGGUUAUUCUAAUGAUAAGAUAAGUGUAGAAGAUUACGUUCAGUUAGCAAGCGGACAUGAUGUGUCGAAUGAAUUUAAGAAACCAUGGGAAAAAAGUUUCAGCAAUGGAGUAGUUAUUCCAAACGAUAAACAAACUAAAGUUUUUAGAAGUUAUUUGAAUAAUGUUAAAAGAAAACCAUCAAACAAUGAAGGAAUUAUGUAUCCUUACAACGACAAAGAUGAGUAUAGUUUUGAUGAAAACUAUGAAUUUGAUGAUUUCGAUUAUCUUACUAUUCAAGAAGAGAAUGAAGAUUGUUUUAAAUUAAGUUGA
Lottia gigantea (owl limpet) is the source of this 1272-nucleotide messenger RNA. RefSeq lists its product as hypothetical. The record is from RefSeq and is a predicted model, not a curated record. The transcript has 2 exons. NCBI's taxonomy places the organism in Eukaryota, Metazoa, Mollusca, Gastropoda, Lottiidae. Bases 1 to 1272 code for a protein of 423 amino acids.